This is a messenger RNA of Momordica charantia (bitter melon), 2205 nucleotides long. RefSeq names its product linoleate 13S-lipoxygenase 2-1, chloroplastic-like. The record is from RefSeq and is a predicted model, not a curated record. NCBI's taxonomy places the organism in Eukaryota, Viridiplantae, Streptophyta, Magnoliopsida, Cucurbitales, Cucurbitaceae. Gene Ontology annotation, biological process: lipid oxidation. Gene Ontology annotation, molecular function: oxidoreductase activity, acting on single donors with incorporation of molecular oxygen, incorporation of two atoms of oxygen; metal ion binding; protein binding.
AAGUAGCCUUGUAUCAGCGCCCAAAUUUGAACUCCCAAAAAGAUGGUUGUUCCGGCCAUUGCAGUUGUUACGGUGAUACCCAAAACGGGUGAAAAAAUUCCUGAAGGACACGUCAUCACUUUGAAGUUCGCUAGCAACGAUCUGAAUAACGAAAAUGAAAAGCCGAUGAUCGAAGGCAGGGCUGAAGUGCAGGGCAGGAGAAGCAAGUCGGAGUCCCACAUGUAUGUGGCCAAAAUUGAAGUUGAGGAUAAUUUUGGGGAGAUUGGUGCUGUGAUUGUUGAAAUCCCUGAGAAUUUGGAUGAGAAGUACAUCGAGACUGUAUCUCUUAGCUUCUCACCAUCUCGCUCAACUAUCUUCAGCUGCAACUCAUGGGUUCAACCCAAAAAUCUUAUUCCUGACCCAAGAAUCUUCUUUUCCACUAAGCAGUCAUAUUUGCCUGCACGCACACCACCGGGGCUGGUGAAACUGAGGAACGAAGACCUCGAGAAUCUGAGAGGCAAGAGAGGCGAAAAAGAUGGAGAAGAAGAAGAAGAUAUGAACGAGCGUCAUGCGUUUGAGAGGAUUUACAACUACGACGUGUACAACGACCUCGGAAAUACUGAUGAGGACAUGGAGCUGAAAAGGCCUGUUCUGGGUGGUCCAGGCCGUCCUUACCCUCGGCGUUGUAGAACUGGUCGGCCUCCAUCUGCACGAGAUCCACAGUCAGAGAAAAGGAGUAGUGCGCCGUUCUAUGUUCCACGCGACGAAGCAUUCUCAGAGGUAAAGGAGGCAUUGUUCACCAAGAAACCGGUGACACCGACGCCUACAUUAUUGGGAACCAAAUCAUUUGACAACUUCGCUCAGAUUGACUUAAUGUUCGGAGAUGGCAUCAAACCCCCAAACCCACCCCCACCCCCACCCCAACCCCAACCCCAACCCUCAGGAAAAUCCUCAGUCUUUGGACUUGUUGAAGGCAUUGAUUACUUGCCGCCAGUUUCCUACGAGAAUCCUUAUGCUUCUGAUGAUCAUAACGACGACGAGAAGAAAAAACCGUCUGAUGAUUAUGACGACAAAGACCCUAAGUCUGAUGAUAAGGAAAAGGAAAAGAAAAUACAGCCGCCAGCUGUCAUAAAAUUCGAACCACCGGAAUGCAUGAAAAGAGACAAGUUCAUUUGGCUGAGUGAUAGUGAAUUUGCAAGACACACACUUGCCGGUCUCAAUCCUUACGGUAUUCAGCGGGUCAUGAGUUGGCCGCUGACGAGUCAGCUAGACGAGAAUGUCUAUGGACCUAAACAAUCAAUAUUGGACUCCAACCUGAUUAACAAAUUAAUCGGAAUUACUGGCAUGACGGCUGAAACGGCAGUAAGAGACAAGAAAUUGUACAUACUGGAUUACCAUGAUACUUUAAUGCAAUUUGUAAAGAAAGUUAGAAGCGUUAAGGGCACGACGCUGUAUGGAUCAAGGACAUUGUUCUUCCUAAACUCAGAUGAUAACACUUUGAGGCCGCUGGCUAUUGAGCUGAGUCGGCCCCCCAUGAAUGGGAAGAAGCAGUGGAAGCAAGGCUUCUCACCUAGCACCACAGAUGCAACACAAAACUGGCUAUGGAGGCUGGCCAAAUCCCAUGUUCUUGCCCACGAUUCUUGUUUUCACGAACUUAUUGUUCACUGGCUUAGAACUCACUGUGCUGUAGAGCCGUAUAUAAUUGCUACGAACAGACAAUUAAGUACAAUGCAUCCAAUAUAUAGGCUAUUGCAUCCUCAUUUUCGGUUCACCAUACGUAUCAACUCAAACGCUCGAGAAAUCCUCGUGAAUGGUGGAGGGAUCAUUGAGAGCACAUUUUCAACUGCAAAAUAUUCGAUGGAACUUAGUUCCUUGGUGUACGAGAAGGAUUGGAAAUUUGAGUUGCAGGCACUGCCCGAGGACCUAAUUCACAGGGGAAUGGCGGAACGUGAGGGGAAUGGUGUUAAGUUAAACAUCCAAGACUACCCUUUCGCAAACGAUGGUCUGUUGUUAUGGGAUGCCCUCAAAGAAUGGGUUUCGCAAUAUGUGAGGCACUAUUAUCCAGGUGAUCAGGCAGGCGAUGUUCUGGUGCAGAAUGAUAAAGAGAUCCAAAAGUGGUGGACAGAGAUCAAAGAAAAGGGGCAUCCGGACAAAAAGGGAGAAGGUAUGUGGCCGAAUCUUACAACCCGGGAGGAGCUCAUUAACAUAGUGACGACGAUUGCAUGG